AGAUGGCGGAGGGCCGCUGCCGCAGAGCCGGCUGGGAGUGAGGGCGGGCUGUGGAAGAUGGCGGCGUUGAGAGCGGCGGCGGGGAGCGGGCGAGGUCUCCUCCAGACCCGCCAGAAAACCUUCCAGCUCUGUAAGGCAAAGAUGUCCUUUGCUAACCUGUCCCGUGGGAAGAAGGUAGCUUUAUCAACGUUAGGUGUUCUUGCUGCCGGGGGCAGUGCACUUGCCUUGACGCUGCACCAUUCGGUGUAUGCAGAGCUGGAACUCCAUGCUCCCAGUUACCCCUGGAAUCACAGCGGAUUCUUGUCUGCCCUUGAUCAUGCCAGUGUUCGUCGUGGUUACCAGGUCUACAAGCAGGUCUGUGCAGCCUGCCACAGUAUGGAAUACGUGGCCUUUCGGAACCUCAUUGGAGCGACACAUACCGAGGAAGAGGCCAAGGCUCUAGCCGAGGAGAUUGAAGUGCUGGAUGGACCAGAUGAAAAUGGAGAAAUGUUCACUCGCCCUGGAAAACUCUCUGAUUAUUUCCCUCACCCAUACCCUAAUUCUGAGGCCGCAAGAGCAGCAAAUAAUGGAUCUCUUCCACCUGAUCUCUCAUACAUUGCAAAUGCCAGGCACGGUGGUGAGGAUUACAUCUUCACCCUUCUGACUGGUUACUGUGACCCUCCUGCUGGCAUCAGUCUUCGAGAAGGUCUGUACUACAACCCCUACUUCCCUGGUCAGGCUAUUGGAAUGGCUCCUCCAAUCUAUGAUGAAGCCGUUGAGUAUGAGGAUGGUACUCCAGCCUCGAUGAGUCAGAUUGCUAAGGACGUCUGCACAUUCCUGCGCUGGACUGCUGAACCAGAACACGACCAGCGCAAACGCAUGGGCCUGAAGAUGCUGAUGUUCUCAGCUGUGUUUUGGCCACUGCUUUACUACUUGAAGAGGCACCGAUGGUCUGUUUUAAAGAGUAGGAAGAUUGCCUACAAACCUCCAAAAUAACUUCUGACCUGGGAUGCUCAACUCCAGGACAAGACCUGAAUUCUCUGCCAAUGUGUACACAACCUGGACUUAACGGGGCUAGUUUCUGGGGCAGGGGUGGGGAGACAAACAGUUUAAAAUACCUGGACAUUCUGCAGAGUCUUUACUAAAGCAUGGCAUUAUUAAAAACAUCUAUUGUCUGAUUCCUCAAAUCAGUGGGCGGAUUGCUGGCUGUGAUUUAAACUAUUGAUUUGCUCCAUUGACUGUCUAACAAAGGGCCUUGAUAUUUUUUAAAGAGUUUUAGAAAUAAACUUGGGACAAUGCUGCUCUCCGGUGGCUGGUGCAUAUUGUCUUUCACAAGCAAUAACUUGGAUACAAGUCCUGAUUUUUCCCUUCACAGAAUUCAACCUUUAACAGGGUAGGAAUUCUGGAGACCUUACAUAACCAAGUCAGUGGGGAAAGAGGUUCUCUGGUCUCACUGGAGACUUUGAGCAGCUCAAUGGUCUGGUCCAUGGGGUGUAAAUGCUAGACAAAAUAGUUAGGAAAACGUACCAUUCCGAAUGAUUUAAGGAGCAGUUGGAAUCCCCACAUUCUGUCAAAUGGCAAUUCAUCCUCAUUUUAGUUUACCUCCAAAGACAUAUUGUUUUGUGGUAACGUGUGUUUGGUCCUACUGUGAGUUGAAGGAUUCCUUUCAGUAAAUUAUUACUGUACACAGCAUUUGUGUAAAUAUUUAAUGUUUAAUAAAUAAUAUGCUACGGACCUGUUCUGCA
Molecule: messenger RNA, 1724 nt
Organism: Stegostoma tigrinum
Lineage: Eukaryota; Metazoa; Chordata; Chondrichthyes; Orectolobiformes; Stegostomatidae
Gene: cyc1
Product: cytochrome c1, heme protein, mitochondrial
Exons: 7
Coding region: 58-975 (305 amino acids)
Biological process (GO): mitochondrial electron transport, ubiquinol to cytochrome c
Molecular function (GO): electron transfer activity; heme binding
Source: RefSeq, a predicted model, not a curated record